AUGAAUCACAGAGCUGUGAUUUGGUUGCUCUGUGUUGUUGCAGUAUACGCACAAUAUGGUGACAAUAGUGCCCAAACACAUGGUAAGUUUUUGAAGUUUUUUGAAUAACUGUAGGGAUAUCUUGGCUUUUCAGUACUAUCUUAACAAGUAUAUAACCAAAAAAAAAUUUUUCGAAGAGAAACAGAAGAGUGAAUUAAAAAUUUUUUUUUGAAAAAAAGUUAGCAGUGGGCACCACGUUCACUUAUUAUAUGUAAAUUAAAAUCGAUUUUUUGAAAAUUUUGAAAUUUAAAAAAAUUUAUAGUUGUCAUGAAAAAUUAACUUAUAAUACCAUUAUAUUGUAUACUCUGACAGUCCGCUACUUUUCAGGUCCGCUGUUACGCGUUGAAGGUGAAGUUCACGCCGAAAAAGCCGAGGAACAAAAGUUGGGUGGCUUGAAUCCGACAGGUAAUUGCUUUCGAAAUUCGAAAUUUAAUGUCGUUGACGUAACAACUUAGCUCAUGGUUUAAUUUUUUAUUUAAAAAAAUUUUUAUUUUAUUAGAUUGUUCAAAUAUUUCUGAGCCUUCACUCAAAGAAAAUUUUUUGAGUUAGGGGAUUCAAAAUUAUUUGAACAACCUAUAAUAAUUUUUUUUUCAAAUAUAUUUUAAAGAUGUGACAGUUUUUUAUGCCUAAAAAAACUAGCCGUAUUUUACCUUUUCAGACGUAGGCUACGGAACCCCCAGCUCACGAUCCGUGCCGGCGUCGGUAGGCGUUGUGCCUCAUUCAGCCAAGAAGACAGAUGAAUCUAGUGAAGAAUCCAAAGAAUCUUCCGAAUCUGUUGCUCAUUCACAGUCAGGUGGUGCUCCUGGAUAUGGUCCAGAUGGUCCCACUACUGAAGCUACAAAGGAAGAAGAGGUUUUUGCUACUGGAAUCCAUGGAAUGGACGUGACAACCGUUGAGAGUGCUGCUACUGAAAGUGGUGCUCAUGAUGGAGCUAUAAGUGGUGCUCACGGUGCAUCUGCCAGUGAAGCUCAUGAUGCUGACAACAGUGGAUCAUAUGAUGGCCAUAAAAGUGGUGCUCAUGGUGCAACAGCUCAAGAAGAUGAUUCUAGCGUUGCUACAACCCCAGAAGCUUCAAAUGCCGCCACCGUAGCUGAACAAACUCAUGACAGCGGCUACGACAAUAUCGAUACGACCACUAACACUGCCGCGCCAUCAACUACUAAAGCAUCUAAGGAAACUGAAGGUAAUGCUACAACACAACAGCCUUCAGACGGCUCAACACGUCAAACUGCUACACCACCACCCCCAACUCCAAAACCUUCGGAUGAUAACACAACUCCAGAACCCAAGUCUCCAGCUGUAGCCACGCCUGAAGUUAGCCCUAAAUCCGAAGAAACUACCACGCCUUCUAAAUCUAUGGAGACUACAACUGAAGCUACAACUGAAAAUCCGGAAAAUUUUAAAUUAAGCGCUGAGAAAGAGAGCUCAAAGUCGGCUGAAGAAGCUACGGAAAAAGAAGCCGAGAAGCUGAUGGCUGGAGCUGGCAAGGUCGACGGUGCAUCUGGAUCUACUGGUGCUUCUGAAUCCAGCACAACUUUAGAGACCACUGGUGCUUCAGAAUCUGCUAGUGCAUCGCCUUCAGAAGCUUCUAGUGAAUCGCCUUCAGAAUCUGCUAGUCCAUCAGAUGCUGCUGGACCAUCACCUCCUGAAUCCGCUGGUCCUUCAGCAUCAGAAUCUACUGAAUCUUCACCAUUUGAAUCAGAUGGCAAAAAGAGACCUGACGCCGGCUAUGAUAUUCCUGGGGCUUCUGGAGCCAAAGAAACUGCUUCAGAAGUAACAACUGCUAGUCCAGCUACAGAAAGUACAGCUUCGUCAGAAUCUGAAGCUAUUCCAAUGUCAGAAGCUAAUACAGAAGCUAAUUCUGAAGCUAAAGCUUCUGAAAACGUUCCAGGAGAUAAGAUGAAUUCUAAAAAGCCUUCUGAAUCUAAAGAUGCUGCUCCAAAGGUUUCUCAACCAGCUAGUGCUAUUGGUUAUGAAGCAGCUAAUGAAGCUUCAGCUCAACCGUCGCCAUCUGAUUCUACAGCACCAGCUUCUUCUGAUGCCAAUUCAAAACCAAAAGCUACUGGAUCACAAAGUGCUGUAGCCUACGAUACGGAUUCUAGUCCAGCUCCACCAACUACUCAGGCAACGUCACGCGAAGUCAACACCCUACCACCAGCUGUUCAACCUGCUGCGCCUGGAAUCGCGGCAAAUGAUCACGAAGACAUGGAGACUACAACUGCUACACAUGAUCAAGAAGACUCUAAAAACAAAGAGGCUUCAGAAGGCCAAGGAACUUCUGAAAGUCAUCCUAGAACUCACAGCUACGGUGAUGAUGUUGUGGGAGCUUCAUUGACUGAUGUCCUUUCAGCUAAUGGUAAUGCUGAAGCUACUACUAGUGGUGCUACAGAAGGUUCAUCAGAUUCUCAUGGUACUAAGGCUUUAGAAGCUUCGUAUGAUUCUGCCCCAGUAUCACUAGCUAACCCAGUUGCUGUAGAAACCACGAUCGAGCCAGAAACAACAGAAGCUACAACACCAGAGCCGACUGAGGCUUCUACGGCUUCUGAAUCACAUGGCGGUAAAGCUACAACAUCUGCAAGUAAUGAAUAUGGUCCUUCUGGCCAAGUUACGCCUUCUACAACUUCUGAAACUACUGAAGGCGCGGUCUUAAGCACAGAAUCUGCUUUGGUAAGCAGUGAAGCCACGAACAGUUUUGAAGGCGGUGCUGCUCCUGGACUAAAUCCUACCACUACACCUUCAUCUGGAUACAAUGCUGAAGCUACUACACCAUCUGGACAUGAGUCUGAAGCUUCACCGCCAGCUUCAGGAUACGAUUCUGGAGCUUCUACGCCAUCUGGAGCGACUGGAAACGAAGAAAAACCUUCGGAAGUCCCUCAUGCUACAGCAUCUACUGAGCAAGCUACAACGGUCGAAAAUGAAGCUUCUUCUUCAGCUACAGCAUCAGCCGGAGUUCAAUCGUCAGCUUCUCAAUCUUAUGACAAUGCUCUACCAAAUGAAAAGAAGAAUCCAUCUGCACCAUCAGCACCCUCCUCAGCAUCAGGAUCAGUACCAACAUUGUCCCCAUCAUCAUCAAGAUUAGCAUCCUCAUCACAACGAGUACUAUCAGAACCUCACGCUACAUUUAGCUCACAUCCCGCUAGACCAGCCCAACCUUUACCUGAAGCUCAACCCAGUCCAGCUGAAGUUUAUAGUCCAAGUGGUGGUAAUAGCAAACCAACAGUACCAACUGCUCCAAAGACAUGGAAAAUCAGCCAAGGAUUCAAGACGCCAGUUGAUGGAGAGACUUCUAGUAGUAAGUUUGGUAUUUUUUGGCAGCAAAUGUAACGUUAUGACUAUAAUAUCUAACGUAUAUAUUAUAUGUUAAUGACAAAAAUGUUGACAGUGAAAAGGCGUAUUGACAAUAAUAACUCUAAUUUGAGUUUGCCAUAAUAUUUUAUAUUUUGAUGUUUAACAUUGAUUUGUGUUUAUAAUAUACUGCAUGUAACAAAAAUACUAACUUUUUAAGACAAACCUCACUAUGACGCUCCAAAACCAUCACAUACGUUGGAGCCAUCUGGAUAUGGGCAAAAUGGUAACAUAUUUUUGUUUUACUAAAAAAUUUUGAUUUGAGUUACUUAUAGUAAAUGUUACGCUUUAACUAUAUGUAGCUUAACACAAUGUAACCUAUAAAAUAGAUUUAAUAUUGUAAAAAUUUAGUUUACUAUGUAAAAGCGUACUUAGUAGCAUAAAAAUUAUGUUUACAAUAUACAAACGUAUCCAAUAACAUAAAAAUUAAGUUUACUAUGUAAAAAAAUACUCAGUAACAUAAAAAUUAAGUUUACUAUGUAAAAAAAUACUCAGUAACAUAAAAAUUAAGUUUACUAACCUAACAUUCAUACAUGUUUCAGAAGUCACUCCAGUCCACUCUGCACCAGCACGUGUUGUCUGUAUGUUACUAACUCAAAGUUUAAAAAAAGCAUUUUGAAGCUUAAAAUUUAAUUAUUUUUAAAAAGUUUUACUCAAAAACUUUUUGAAUUUUCUUUAAAUAUAAAGUAUACAGCACCUAUUAUAAUACUUGUAUUAAACGUAAAUAAGCUAAAAUUCAAAAUUGAAUUAACCAGCUAAAAAUAAUGUUACUCUUUCAGCUGUUAGUGAAGCCGUAGGCUACGAUGGAGUACCCACAUCACCACAAAGAGAUGCCAAAGUUGACAAAGCUUCAGGUGGGAUAGUAAUGUUUAAAAAUAAUGUUUAUAUUAUAUCAGUUAAUUCGUAAUCUACAUCUUUUUAAAAUACGCAAAAAAGCAUGGUCAAAAAAAGCUUAAAAAUUUUUUUUUAAAAUUAAAAUGUUACGUUUUAUAUAAAUAGUAAAAUACGCAACCGAGACUUUUGAACUCAAAAACUAAUUAUAACCUAUUUCUAGCUCACGUCAAUGUACAGUCGAGAUCAAGCUCAUUGAGAAAACCAUGUAAGUUACCGUAGUUCCCCUCCUAUAUUAACUUUCAAAAAAAAAUAAAAAACUACAGCUAUGUAUAGUAAACCUUCCGUAUUACCCAGGUCAUACUAUACUAUUAAGUGCCGACAUAAGGUACCAUACUAAUAGGUCCCGACAUAAAGAAUCCGCCAUUUUUUACAGGAAAUUAGAGGAAAAGUAUGGCGGGUUCUUUAUGUCGGCACCUAUAGAACGUUCAAAUAAUCCUGUGCUUCAUUCAAAGCAAAUUUUUGGGGUUAAAGGGUCAUAACUAUUUGAACAACCCAACACUAAACUUCUAGGAUAAACAAUGUGCCACUUAGUAUUAGUUUAUCACUAAAAAAGAAUCAAAAAUGAAGAUUGGCCUGCGGGUCUUUUGACUUUUGACUACAAAAAAUAAAAAAAUGUAAAAUUUCACUAAAAUUAAAAUUUCAGGGAAACCCUUUGAAAUGAACUGUGAAACCGAAGUUGAUGACCGUGGGACAGAAUUGUGUGCCGAAUGGGCCAAGGGUGGACUUUGUGAUGCCCACAAAGCUACCAUGUUCUUGUUCUGUCGCAAAACUUGUCUUUGUGUGGGUCCACCACCAAGCUCGAGUGAACAACAUGAAGUUCGAAGGGGAAGAAGACAUCACAGGUUCUUCAGAUUCAACCUAUAA
Molecule: messenger RNA, 5142 nt
Organism: Bursaphelenchus okinawaensis
Lineage: Eukaryota; Metazoa; Nematoda; Chromadorea; Rhabditida; Aphelenchoididae
Source: the annotation of a GenBank genome assembly